Messenger RNA from Cladocopium goreaui, 1674 nucleotides. The record is from the annotation of a GenBank genome assembly. Lineage: Eukaryota; Dinophyceae; Suessiales; Symbiodiniaceae.
AUGGAACCUUUUAAAAGCAAGUCCAAGAUUCUCAAGGACAGCCGACGUUUCCAGCAGCUCCUGAACCACUACGCUGCGACUGGUCGGACUGGUCGCUGGCGCUCAGCCGCUACGCUGCUGGGAAACUUUGCUCGACAUCGAGAACUUCAGCCAGAUCUUCAACUCUUCAACUCCUUGAUCAACGUCUGUGGAAAAUCCAGCAGGUGGUGUGAAGCCCUCAGGUAUUUUCAGCUCAUGGGCCACGUGCAGUUGGAGAUCUCCAGUGUGACGUACAAUACGGUGCUAUCACUGGACCUGAAAGAUGCCUGGCCCCGUGCCUGGCAUCUGCUGCCUCACGCGGACCUGCUGGGCUGCAAUGCUGCGCUGGGCGGCUGCGGGGCUUGGGGGGCUUGGCAGCGCGCUGAAGGCCUGAUGAGGUCGAUGAACCACUUGCAGCCAGAUGUUGUGACGUACGUUGCCGUCAUGAAGAGCCAACAGAAAGCCAAGCUGUGGCAAAACGCAGCGGACAUGUUGCAGGGACUGCGCAAUCUGCGGCCCACGGUGCUCUGUUGGAGCGUGGCAGCUAUUGGGCCGUGGCAUGAAGCAUUGGGAAACGUGCAGCUGAUGAGAUCACAGGUCUUAGCCAGUUCAGUGGUCACGCUGAGCGCCGUCAUCACGUCCCUGGCCGAAAGUGCCACCGGGUGGAAGGAAGCCCUGCAGAUCUUGGCAGAUGCUCCGCUGGUCCAGGUGGAGCCCAACGUCAUCAGCUACAACGCCAGCAUCUGCGCCUGUAGCACCGCAGCUGAGCCUUGGAGGAAGGCCUUGGAGCUGGUGCCGAGGGAGGCGAACCUGGUAACGUUUAACUCAGCCAUCAGUGCCUGCAGUGCAGCCGGCGAAUGGCAAUGGGCCAUGGUGUUGUUGAAGGAGUUGGAGUUGAGGAACCUUCAAGGCGAUAGCUUCACCCUAAAUGCUGCCAUUGCAUGUGAAGCGCGUUGGACUGAGGCCUUGGAGUUGUUAAGACUGGCAGAUGCAGCACGGCUGGCAGAUGUGAUCAGCUAUAGCAGUUGCAUCAGCGCUCUGGAGAAGGCCCUGCAGUGGCAGAAGGCUUUGGAACUGUUCUUUCUCAUGACUGAGCGCACCAUUUCUCCGAACUUGAUUAGCUGCAAUGCUGCAAUCAGCGCAUGUGAGAAAUGCGGUGUUUGGCAGCUGGCCCUUCUGCUGCUGGCUGGGUCUCACACUCUUCGGCUGCAGCUUGAUGUGAUCUCCUUCAAUGCGAGCCUCAGCGCCUGCGAAAAUGCCUCGGAGUGGGAACAUGCCCUGGCACUCUUGGCUGAGCUUCACGGAACAUCGCUGAGAGCAACAUCGAUGACCUACAACGUGGCCAUGAGCGCGUGCAGUCGUCCGCGAUGGCGAAAGGUGGUGAUGCUUCAGCAGGAGAUGAGGCACCAGGCGCUGGAUCUGAACCUCAUCACCUUCAAUGUGGCCAGCGUUGGCGACUGGCAGCGUUGCUGCAGGCUUUGGGAGGAGAUCUCAUUGAGGCACUUGGAAGCAGAUGCGCUGACCUUUCAGAAGCUCCUGAAAGCGAUGGAGGAGCAUCUUCCAGGCAUACCAAAAGUCUUGGCAGAUCUGAAGCGCACAGCACUGUUGUUUCACGCCCAGAGAAGCACUGCUUCCGCGGUGACGCACCAAAUGUGA